This is a messenger RNA of Anopheles marshallii, 1134 nucleotides long. Its product is annotated as germinal-center associated nuclear protein. The record is from RefSeq and is a predicted model, not a curated record. NCBI's taxonomy places the organism in Eukaryota, Metazoa, Arthropoda, Insecta, Diptera, Culicidae. Bases 1 to 1134 code for a protein of 377 amino acids. Gene Ontology annotation, biological process: spindle assembly; centrosome duplication. Gene Ontology annotation, cellular component: centrosome; spindle; nucleus. The transcript is spliced from 4 exons.
AUGAAUGAAUUCAUCCGUGGAACAUGUGAAGAAAUGUGCCCCAAAGCGGAGAUCGACUUACGAAUCCGAGAGAAAUUAGUUCAUUUCUUCGAAACCGAUAUCGAGCGACCAGGUGUUCCGAGUCGAGACCGAAUGGUCAAAGAGUUUUCCCGGUCAGCAGCCGAUCGACGACAACCAAAACCAUGGGAGAUACGAACGCCUAGCAUGCUGCUAGAAACAGUUCACUACUUGUUGACUAUUGUGCUACCUGAUUCCCGGCGUCCGUAUUUCCAACGGUAUGAAUUUAUCUUCGACCGAAUGCGUGCCAUCCGACAGGAAAUGGUAAUACAAAAUCUGUCUGCCGGCGAAGUGUUACCGGUUCUAGAGCCGAUCGUACGAUUCCUUUGCUAUAGUGCAUUCCGUCUCUGUGAAUCUCCGAUCGCUGAAUUCGAUCCAAAAAUAUGUGCCCAACACUUGCAGGAGUGUUUGAAGAAAGUACUUCGUUGCUACGAGGAAAUUGAUCAAGACACUGCUGUUACAGAUUCAAACCGUUUUGAAAUGGAACGUCUGUAUCUUUCUUUCAACAUUGGCAGUCUAGAAGCAACACAAUCGGCCAUUACGCGAUAUGGUGCAAGUGAAGCGCAGCUACGGCUUCACAUUACCACCCAGCUGCAAUGCCACCGCGGAAACUAUUUCGGUGCGAUGCAAAACAUGUUUAAAUUCGCUCCACUAGAAGCAGCCGUUGCAUCGUUACAGCUUCCCUGGUUCCGUCGUCAGAUUCUGCUACAGUUCUCUAUCGCGUACCAAAGCCGGGUGCAAACGGUACCGCUCGAAUGGUUGGAAAGCAUACUCCAUUACGAGGGCAGCGAGCGCACGUGCCUGCUGGACGACUGCCGUCACUAUAACCUUCAGCUAGUGCAGAGAGACAAUGAGCAGCGGGCCGGACCCGGCAACCGUAACUGGACGGUGAAAUUCGAGAAGGCUCAGUUCGAUGCUCAACGAUCCGCGACAGUAACGCCAAUAGUCGUUUGUGAGAUAGCGCUCAGUGCCGUGUAUCCGCUGUACGUACCUUUUUUUCUAGAUCCGACCACGAAAGGUUUCUCCGAUCGAGGACGUAUUAGAACGUUGCCGAAAUAUUUCAAGGAUGUUGCUUGA